AUGCCGGCAAAACGUCUGGAAAUGUACCAGGUCCACGGUUCGACUUUGGAUUUGAUCAUGCAUACAAUUGAUUUCGGACUAGAACUUGAUUACAUUAGCCUUUAUUUUCUUCCAGAGGUGAAUGCUGAAAAUAGUCAUGGGCUUUUUUGCGCCUCCACAUGCGAUGAAAGAGAUGGAAAUAGCGAUGAAGUUGUUGAUGACUCCGGCUGCGGUGUAAGCGAUCUUGCUGCUUCAGACGAUGAGGAUAUAGAAACUUUUGCCAGAUUGAAACAGAGAGCUGGCCGAUCGCUUCUUCCUAGUUCUUCACCAGAUCACUCAUUAUUACCUACUUUUCAAAAUGGUUACUCUUCGACAUCCCUUCCUUCUUCACAUACUACUGCUUUCCGUUCCCAUGGUCGACCAUCGCCUAGAAAUAUUCAGUCCUCACGCACACGAACUCGAUUGCGCACCAAGUUCACUCAAGCAGAUUUCGAUCGCAUUGGAAGAAAAGCCUGUCUUGAAUUGGGAUCAGUCACUGAGCAAGACGAGAUUAGUAAUGGCACGGGUGUUAAACUUGAUGAAGAGGGAGAGGAAGGAAACUAUGACGAUCAGGAAAUUGAUGAUGCCUAUUCCACUGUUUUGAGACUAAACGACUCGAAUCUCAAAAGGCUUCGAUCUGAGGAAAUUGAUGACGAGGAUGAUGAAGACUUCUCGCUUUCCGGUUUUGGUGAACAUGCCCUGGCCAUCUUAAAUUCAAGUAUUCCUUCAGGGGAAGCUAACCUUGAUGUGAGAACAUCCUCUACUCCAGGAUCAGCAGUAAUGGCUUCUGAGUUAUAUAUGUCU
Messenger RNA from Protopolystoma xenopodis, 822 nucleotides. The record is from the annotation of a GenBank genome assembly. NCBI's taxonomy places the organism in Eukaryota, Metazoa, Platyhelminthes, Monogenea, Polystomatidea, Polystomatidae.